Messenger RNA from Oryza brachyantha (malo sina), 2423 nucleotides. Its product is annotated as ATP-dependent helicase hrq1-like. Gene Ontology annotation, molecular function: nucleic acid binding; ATP binding; protein binding. NCBI's taxonomy places the organism in Eukaryota, Viridiplantae, Streptophyta, Magnoliopsida, Poales, Poaceae. The transcript has 3 exons. The record is from RefSeq and is a predicted model, not a curated record.
AUGGCGCAGCGGGAGAGAGUAGCCAUCCGGGUGCGCGCCCACGACGGGCGCUCCAUCGUCGUCACGCUCGCCGCCUCCGCCACCGUCAAGGACCUCAGGGCGGCGCUCCGGUCCUCCUUUGCUCCCGCGCUGGCUUCCCCCGAUUUCCACCUCUUCCUCAAGGGCGCCAAGCUCAUCGCCGAGGCCGAGGUCGGGAACCUCCCCAUCGCCUCCGGCGAGUCCAUAUCUUUCAUCCCAGUCACCGCCAAGUCGACGCCGCACCCUCCCGCUGGCCGCGGUUGGAAACCGUCGUCGAGGUCGAGUGCGCCGAAUCCCUGGAACAUGUUCUCCGCGCAAAAACGCAAGUUUUCUUGGCAUGGCGGCGGCGGCGAUGACAUCUACGCCAAGAUGGCCAAGCCAACAAACCCAUGACCGCCGCCGCUCUCGUGCCAUGGCACGCAACCUCUGGACCCCGCCCAAAUGGUGGAGCAUCUCAGGCAGGGGCUCGGGAAGCACGGCCAGAUCACCCACGUUGAGGAGAUCCCGGGCAGGGAGGCGACGUUCGCCGAGCUCCCCGCCCAUCUCUCCUCCUCCAUGAGGGACGCACUGAGAAGCAUCGGCGUCACAAGGCUGUACGCCCACCAGGCGCAGGCCGUGCAGUCCGCCGUCUCCGGCGAGCACAUCGUGGUGUCGACCUCGACGUCGAGCGGCAAGUCGCUGUGCUACAACAUCCCCGUCCUCGAGUCCAUCUCCCAGAGCGCCGCGCCAUGCGCGCUCUACAUCUUCCCCACCAAGGCACUGGCACAAGACCAGCUCAAGACGCUGCUCGAGAUGAAACCGGCGUUCCAUAAUAAAAUUGCUCUUGGGGGAAAGCUUCACGGCGUCGCGGCUACCAAUGCUCUUGAGCUGGGGAUUGAUGUCGGUCACAUUGAUGCGACGCUGCACCUUGGGUUUCCUGGAAGCAUGGCCAGCUUCUGGCAGCAGGCAGGGAGAUCAGGGAGAAGAGCAAAGCAGUCGAUAGCUGUUUAUGUUGCCUUUGAGGGUGCUCUUGACCAGUACUUCAUGAGAUCACCACACAAGCUUUUUGGAAAGCCCAUUGAGCACUGCCAGGUUGAUUCACACAACCAUAAGGUUCUUGAACAGCAUCUUGCUUGUGCUGCUUCUGAACAUCCAUUGCGUUUGGAACAUGAUGAGAGCUACUUUGGUUCUAGCAUGAACAGUGCGGUAAUGACACUCAAAGAGAAAGGCUGUCUGAUGAACAAUCCAUCUGGAGGAGAUUCAGGUGUGUGGAAGUAUAUUGGACCUGAUAAAAAGCCUUCGCAUAAUGAAAGCAUACGGGCAAUUGAGCAUGACAAGUACAAGGUGAUUCACAGGAAAAGCAACCGAGUUCUCGAAGAGAUUGAGGAAAGCAAGGCUUUCUUUCAGGUUUAUGAUGGUGCUAUCUACAUGCAUCAAGGUGUCAGAUACUUAGUUGACAAGAUUGAUCUGUCAUCAAGGAUAGCUUACUGUAAGGUGUUUGAUCUGAACUACUACACCAAAGUUCAGGACUACACUGAAAUCAGCAUAAUUGGUGGUGAUGUUGAUGAACAUCCUGCCAGUCAGUGUAAACCUGACAUCAGGAGGACAACAGCCCAAGCAAGUGCCUGCAAGGUGACAACCAAAUGGGCUGGCUUUGAUCGGAUAUUGAAGUCCAACAACCAGAUACGUGAUUCCGUUAGCAUUGAUCAUCUACCUCCAUACUCCUUUGAAACUCAAGCCGUUUGGGUACAAAUUCCCCAGUCAGUAAGAGCGACGGUGAAGCAAAGGGAAUCUCAGCUUCUGGAUGGCGUACACGCUGCUUCGCUUGCUCUCCUAAGCAUAGUGCCUCUGCACAUGAUGUGCAGUUGUUCUGAUCUAGGAACACAAUGUGCAGAACCUGAAGAACAGUCUGAAACUCACGACAGAAUUCUGUUGUACGACAGACAUCCCGGUGGCAUCGGCUUAGCAUCACAGGCCAAGCUGCUAUUUGGGGAGCUUCUGGUUGCUUCUUUAGAGCUUGUUUCAACUUGCAGCUGCACCAACUUUGAUGGCUGUCCAAGUUGCAUUCAAUCGUUUGCAUGCAGUGAGUACAACAAGAAUUUGGACAAGGAGGCCGCAAUUUUGAUUCUCAAGUGUGUAAUUCAGUACGAAAAGCUGUAUUUUGAAGCCAAAGAUGGUAGUCAUCGGAGUUGAUGUGCUUGUGACCUAGCACAAGAUAUAUCUUGGUGUAGCACCAACUAACACGCUUGUUCUAGGUGCCAAUCGAACCUGAGUGGAAAAAUGUGAGCGAAUAUUUUUUAUUGUAAUGUAGGACAGUGAAAUGCAACGAUAGUUUCAAACAAAAUUUACAUAUCUUUUCCGCUUAUCUCUAUGGAGGUUUUAUGGCAUGAGUUAUUGUGAAUUGUAAUUCAUGUUUCAAAACUGGA